This is a messenger RNA of Trichosurus vulpecula (common brushtail), 4324 nucleotides long. RefSeq names its product MIA SH3 domain ER export factor 2 (gene MIA2). Gene Ontology annotation, molecular function: protein binding. The transcript is spliced from 29 exons. Lineage: Eukaryota; Metazoa; Chordata; Mammalia; Diprotodontia; Phalangeridae. Gene Ontology annotation, biological process: endoplasmic reticulum to Golgi vesicle-mediated transport; vesicle cargo loading; protein secretion. Gene Ontology annotation, cellular component: endoplasmic reticulum membrane; endoplasmic reticulum exit site. The coding region runs from base 180 to 4154 and encodes 1324 amino acids. The record is from RefSeq and is a predicted model, not a curated record.
GAAAGAGAGCAUUUAUCCAGUAAGCUAAACUGGCAAACAGAAAGGAAAUAUAUCUGCCAAAGGUUUUAAAAAACUUUUUGUUAUAGUAGAUGAAAAAUGCAUCUCUUGUUUUGGAGACAGUAUUCUUAUGCGAAUAAUACAUUUUGAAUGUUUUUUGAAUUACUAUUUUCUGUUUUGUCAUGGGACAGUUUGGAGUUCACAGAAUUUUCCUUCUAAUCAUUUCCUUGAUAAAGAGCUCGGAGAGUACAACACUGCUGGCAGAGUUUAAAAACUGCGGAGAUGUGGAGUGUGAAACUUUACUAAGCAGAGCAGUAGCCAUAAGAGAUUAUGAAGGACCUGACUGUCAAUACUUGAACUUCAAGACGGGAGAAGAGAUAUCUGUUUAUGCCAAACUUUCAGGAGAAAGAGAAGAUUUGUGGGCAGGAAGUAAAGGAAAGGAUUUUGGAUAUUUUCCCAAAGAUGCAAUCCAAGUUGAGGAGGUAUUCAUUUCUGAAGAAGUUAAAGUGCCAACUAAAGAAUCGGACUUCAUUUGUCUUCAUGAACUGAACUAUGUGUUUGAAAAAGAAGAGUUAUACAAUGAUGACGAAGUAACUGAUUAUUCAGAUGUAGAAGAAGAAAACCAAGAAUCUAAUACAGAUGGAAGUGAAUUCCAGAGAACACCUGAAAUUUACUUAAAUCCUGAAAAUACUGAAUUAGAUAACCAAUCCCCAACAACAGACAGUGCAGAAAAUAUCAGAAGUACAGAUGAAUCAGGAGUCUGGGGAAAAGAAGAACCUGAGAGUUUAAUGGAGAGUGCUACCAGUCAAGAAUCUCCAAGUCAUGUUGCCCAAGUGGAUCUUCCAUCAUCUUCUUGGGUUACAGGAUGGUUUGGUCUGGGAAGCAGAAAAGUCAAAGGAGAGACUUUUGAAUCAGCUGCUGAACCACAACAGGAAAGUUCAUUUCUCAGUAGAGAAAUAGCUGUAAGUGAUGAAAAUGACUUAAAAGAGUUAAAUAUUGACCAGCCUCUAGAAAAGCAUGAGUUAGACCCUACAUCAGAGUUUGAUCCUGGUCCGCUAGAAGAACCUGCACCAGAACCUGAGCUCGAAGAAGUACCUGAUGCUCAGACAACUUCCUGGCUCGAUGAUGACUUUAUAGCAUAUUUUGGUUUUGGCCAAAGGGAUCUAGGAUUUAAGUUAUCAUCUGAAGAAAAUACUUCACUACUAGAGAAUGCUUCACUACUAGAAGACAUUCCCAUCACUGUUCCAUCCAAUCAAGAACCCAUAGUUCCACAUACAGAAAAACCAUCAGAAGUAGAGGAGCACAAGACAAAUGAUCACCCAGCUCUUCAGCCAAGUUGGUUUGAUUUGCUGUACUUUGCGUAUCCCAAAAAAGAGCAAAAGAAAACAGAUAAACAAGAAAGAGAAGACAGUAGUGGAGGAAAUGAUAAUGAAAAUCUUUCAUCAAGUGAUUUUGACCUUGACAAUAAUGAAGAAAGAGAAACUGAUGAAACUGGGGAAAUUAAACAUCAAACAGACAAGGAAAGGGUUUUGCAGGAGCCAGGAGAUUCUGAUACUUCACCUUAUUUGGAAACACUGUUGGAUAAUGCUGAUAAACCUUUGAACUCCCACAAUAUUCCCAAAGAAACCAAGUCACCAUUUUUCAAAAAAUUUUGGGGUCAAGAUAAACCAUUUGCAAUUGAUAAAACAGAAGAAUUAUCAAGUGAAAGUCAAAUCAGAGAAGAUGUGGAAGUUAGGUCGAAAACCAAAAACAGUCAGUCAGACUCUAAAAUGAAACAUAAAGAGGAAUCUCAGUGGCAACAAGGAGAAAACUCUCCAUCUUCCACUCCUGAGAGGAACGGUGCUAAAGCAGAAGAUGCAUAUGAGUUUCAGAUACUUGAAUAUUUACUUCAGAUUAAAAUGCAUGACCUCCUGAUUUCUGCAGAAAAGGUUGUAGCAGCAUUGCCUGAAGAUAUGAGACCAGGUACUGAUCUAUAUGGCUUUCCCUGGGAAAUGGUGUUAUGUGCAGUUACAGUUGGCUUUUUUACACUUCUCCUUUUUUUGUGCAGAGGUUUUUAUUCGGUUAAAAGCCGACUUUAUGUAGGAAGGGAAAAACAGCUUGCCAAAAAAAUUUCUGAGCUGGUGGAAGAAAAAUGUAAGAUUCUUAAAAACCUUAGCCUUUGUCAAAAAGAGUAUGAAAAUCUAGAAUCAUCUUUAAAGGAUGGAGACUUUGAGAGAGAGUCGUUAGAAACACCCAAUCUGGAGUUGUUUGAAGGAUCACAGAUACUAGAGGCUGUAUAUGAAAAGCUGAACAGAGCAAACUCUCUACUUACGGAUGAAAUACAGUCUCUAGAAACAGACUUGAAAGAGGAGAAAUCUAAACGAUCAGAACAAGAUGAGUUGAUGGCUGACAUUAAAAAACGGAUACAGUCACUUGAAGAUGAAUCAAAAUCUAUCAAAUCGCAAGUAGCUGAAGCCAAAACAACCCUAAAAGUAUUUCAGCUGAAUGAAGAACGACUUAAAACGUCAAUAGAAGAUGCAUUGCAAGAAAAUUCCCAUCUUCAGGAAAGCCAAAAACAGCUUUUACAAGAAGCUGAAGGAUGGAAAGAACGAUUGAAUGAACUUAAUGAACAGAAAAAAAUGUUUGAAACUUCUAAAGCCAAUAUGGAGCAAGUUAUAACUAAUAAAGAAAGUCAAAUUAAGUCUCUGACGGAAUGCUUGCUGAAGAUGGAAGACUGGGCUACUGCACUGGGGGAAGAUAAUGUCAGCGAUAAUCAUUGCGAAGCUGAACUAAACAGUGACUCAGCAGUUGGAGACCAUUUAGAUGAUCACCAAAAGCAGACUGUGAAAAAACUGAUUUAUGCUGCUAAGUUGAAUGCUUGUUUAAAAACCCUGGAAGCAGAAAGAAACCAAAUAUAUUCUCAAUUGUCUGAUGAAGAUAAAAUAAAGGAAGAGCUUAAAGGUCAAAUCGAAGUUCUUCAUACUGAGCAAGUGUCUUUGCAGACUGAAAAUGCAUAUUUUGAGAGUGAGGUGCAAAAGCUUCAACAGAAACUUAAAGUAAUGACUGAAUUGUAUCAAGAAAAUGAAAUGAAACUUCAUAGGAAAUUGACUGUGGAAGAAAAAGACCGCUUACAGAAAGAGGAGAAACUUUCCAAAGCAGGAGAAAAAAUUAGUCAUGCUUCUGAAGAGCUUAAUUCUUACAGAGAACGAGCCAAGGAUCUUGAAGAAGAAUUGGAAAGGACUAUUCGUUCUUAUGAAAGCCAGAUCACUGCUCAUGAGAAAAAAGCUCAUGAUAAUUGGCUGUCAGCCCGGGCUGCUGAAAGACAUCUCAAUGACUUAAAAAAAGAAAACGCACACAACAGACAAAAGUUAACUGAAACAGAAUUUAAGUAUGACCUCUUAGAAAAAGAUCCUUAUGCCCUUGAUGUUCCAAAUAGAUCCUUUGGCAGAGAGCAUUCCCCAUAUGGACCCUCACCAAUGGGUCGGCCUUCACCAGAAAUGAGAGCUUUUCUCUCCCCUCCAACUUUGUUGGAGGGUCCACUCAGACUUUCACCUUUGCUUCCAGGGGGAGGAGGAAGAGGUUCAAGAGGACCAGGGCAUCCUUUGGAAUAUCAGAAUGCCAAUGAGAGAGGAGAAUUAUCUGAUCCACACCGAGCACCUUCAGACACUGGAUCUCUGUCACCUCCAUGGGAUAGAGAUCGUAGAAUGAUGAUUCCUCAUUCAGAUGAGGUGGCAUCUUCAGAAAUGGAGUCCAGCAGGAAUGAUACCAAAGAUGAUUUUGGUAAUUUAAAUAUGCCUGACCCAUCUCUCGCACCUCAAAGUGAAGCAGCUGGCCCAGGCUUUGUUCCACCACCUUUAGUCCGAGGUCCUUUGUUACCAGUGGAUCCAAGAGGGUCAAAAAUGAGAAGAGGACCUCCCAUCACACCCCCUCCUCCAGGAAGUAUGUAUGGACCUCCAAGGGGCUACUUUCCACCAAGUAAUUUCCCUGGCCCACCACAUCCUCAAUUAUCAACAAGAAGUGUCUACCCACCCAGGGCCUUUCCUCACUAUCUUCCCUCAAGAGAUGGGUUUUUCCCCCCACCUCCACAUCCUGAAAGCAGAAAUGAGCAAUCUUCAGGGUUGAUUCAGCCUUCAAAUGAACCUGCUGCUGAUCAUCGAGAGCCACAGCAAGAAACUUGACAGUUUUUUUGCUUCACCAAAAGUAAUUUAUGAUAUAUUUUUUAAUCAUCUCUCAUUCUCAGUUUAAGUAACUGCUGUUACUUCACUGGUUUUACUGGUCCUCAAAUUGAAGCUUGAUGAAAUAAUAAUUUUCAAUGUAAGGUUUUGUAAAUAAAGAUGAUUUAACUGAG